GUUGACACCAACAACAAUAGUGAAUGAAAUUUUUGGUUAAAUAUUGAUAUAGUUAUAUUGUGAUGCAGAAUUAUUAUUAUCGUUCGCAGGAAUGUAAAUAGAUUAUCUUGGGGUCCAAACUAUGGACACUUCGAAUGAGUGCUUUAUGAAGGCCAUUUUCGAAAACGAUUUAAAGUAUAUCAUCUUAAAUAAAGAUAUCCACAUAAAUAAAAUAUGUUCAAAUGGAAUGACUCUUGUGGGAGCUGCUGCACAAACUGGAAAUUUGGCCCUCUUAAAGCUCCUGUUGGAGUACCAUAAUCACAGGACUUCAAUGGAUCCAAGACCUAAACCUCAAUAUUUACAGCUAGAAUGUAAUAACCAAAACAUGUACAAGAACAUAGGAUACUUUGUUGUUUGUCGAGAUUUGGAGGAAAAUGACUUUGGUGAUGGUCCCACCCCUGAAGGUAUGGAGGGAUUAGAAUGGGACAUGGAGGUUAACGAUAGUAGUUUUCCUCAAGAAGAUGAUCCUGUAGAUGAUACAAUAAACAUGUACAAAUGGUAUGCCAGCAUUCUAAACCGCACUUCAGUAUUAUUAGAGUCUCCUGAUAAGGAUUUUGGUCGGUUGGACAGGCAUGGACAAAGCGUCUUGCAUUAUGCUGUCAAUUCUGGAAAUAUUGACAUGGUUGAAUAUCUUAUGGAUAAUUUAGGAAAAGACUUAAAUAUAAAUCAAAAUGAUGCUUGUUAUUUCAAUCCCCUGCACAUGGCAGCCGCGAAUGGAGACUCGGAAAUGGUUAGAUGUUUGCUGUGCAGAGGAGCAAGUGUAAAUGUUUACGGUGGCAGGCAAAGGCAAACUGCUCUUCAUGUGGCAGUUAGAGGAGGGCACAUGGCCGUCAUAAACCUCUUGUUAGAAUCGGGGUCCGACAUAAAUGCUCUAGAUGUGGAAGAAAAAUCUGUUUUAACAUUGUCAGUACGACAAGGCUGCGAAGAAGUUGUUAAAAUAUUAGUAACAAAUGGGGCGCGCGUCAACCACGAGGAACCUGGUGGAUUGACUCCACUAAGAUUAGCCGUAUGGUCUAAUAAUGCGGCAGUGGUAAAAAUUCUUCUUAAUGCGGGCGCUAGAAUAAUCCAUUCGCAUCAUUUGUUGCAUAACGCGAUAUCCAACAACAAUUUUAAAGUGGUGAAACUAUUAAUCGAAGCAGGAACGGCUCUCAACGUCAGAGACGAGCACGGGUAUACACCGUUAAUGCUAGCGUGUUCUAGAAAAAAUUUAUCCAUCAUCAGUUCCAGGUUAUUGUUGAGCAAAGGAGCGGACAUAAACGCCAUGAGUCACAUCGACGGUCGUACGGCGUUGCACGUUUGCGUCCAGGAUGUUCGCGUGCCGGCGAACAUUUACGACCUCUUGGAACUCCUGAUUAAUCAUGGGGCUAACAUGAACGCGCCCAGCUACCAGGGCAGUGUCCUAUUUUAUUCAAUUAUAUUAGAAAAUCUUCACGCCACAGUUUCCCUGAUACAACACGGAGCCGACGUGAAUCUUCGUGACGAGAGAGCAUUCGUUGACAUACUCAGCUUAGCCAAAAGAUAUGGCAAUUUGCAACUGGUAAGGAUGAUCGUGUACGCAGGUUUUCGUUUAUCGGGCAUGAGUCUGGAUCCCAAAACACUGCGCAAGGAUUCGAAUGAUCCGUCGUGCGAUUUUCUCGUUUCGGUAAAGACGAACCCUUUAAACCUAAGAGAACUGUGCAGAAUAGUCGUAAGGAGGAAAAUGGGGCCAAAAAGGCUUAUAUCAAGGAUCCGGGCACUCCCUUUGCCGCCGUUGUUACAUCGGUACCUCUCCCUGGAGAUAUUAUAGAUAGUUCUAUUUUAAUCAUGAUCUCAAUGCGUUAGUAUUUAUCUACUAGUCGUUUGUCUGGAUAGGUUUAUAGUCCUAGUAUUGUUUGCGUCAUUUUAGUAGCCGGCGUUUUUAAACUAGAAAUCUAAUUGAGAUUAGUUUUGUGUCUUUUCUUUUAGUAAAUGUCUUUAAAACAAGAUAUAUAGAUUGUGGGAUACAAAGGUCUCAAUAGUCUAGUAAUAAAUUCUGCCCAGUAAAUGCAUGCUAAAAUGUCAUCACUUGAUGAAAAGAAUUAACCUCACAAUCACUAUUCACCACAUGGCGGAAUUUCCGAACUGAAAAAUACGCUACCGCUGUAAAGUAUCAACGCGAUAUUAUUUUAUUAGGGUUUUGUUAACUUUAUAUGCUUUCUGUUUGUUGAAAUUCUAGUUAACCCCGAAAUGGAACACACUUUGCCUACUGAGAUUUCAGCAUAGACUAACUUUAUUUCUUUUUCUACUCCCGUGUGUAAAUUACCCACGGAUCUAGCGUGCGGGAAGCGCCACUUUACCAUGGACAUUUCCGAGAUUUUCGGAGAUAUUUCCCACGGUUUGAACUUUGCCGUUUGUUAAUUCUGACGGUAAUGUUAGUAAAUGUAUUCGUGUUGUUUUGCGAAAAUAUACCCAAAAACUAACGGUCGUAGAAAAAGUAUAGUAUGCAACACGUUCGGUAAACUUUUUAACUCACUCGUUUAUUAAAAACUCGCUCCGCUCGUAUCAAAUAAACUCGUGAAUCAAAUGCUGUUUACUGUACUUGUUGCAUAAUAUACUAUUAUCGUUAACUUUGAAAAACGACAUUUUACUGAGCACGCACACUGGUAUACUUCAUAAACAUGCCAACAGAUGGGCUUACUAAAUAACACUGUUAAAUAGUAGAAUAGUGGAUGUAGAUAUGUUAAUUUAAUUAAUUCAGGACGUCCAAGUGUUUGCGAUAAAAGGGUGGACGAAUAUAAGGGAAAAGAAGAUGUUGGUAAAUAACUAAACCUAUUAUAGAAUAUGUAGAAAUUAGUGUCGUUUGAUGUUAAAUAGUGUUUUGUAUAUUUGUUAUCUGAAGUGAUAGAGGCGCAGUGCCAAUAAAUUUGGGAAAUAGUGUUCGUCUUAAGCGGAUGUAUUUAGAUUUCUUGUAUUCACGCUGAUAACCAGGCCAGGUGGAAUCGAUAUCCCAUGUGAGAUAAUUGCAGGAGCCCUAAGAAGCAUCGGUCGUCAUUUAGAAGUUGUUCCACUAUAUGAAUAUGUUAACAAACCUGGAGGAUGAUGGGUUAGUCCACACCCUUUCAGUAGGAAGCAUCAUUUAGGAAUUUUGAAUUCUAUUUACCAAUAUUUGUAACAAAUUGCCUGAGUUGCAGGGCCAAAUAAAUCACAAAAAAAACCAUUAUAACUUAAAUAUUCUGUAUAUGGUUAUGUCAAAAAUUACGUUCUAUAUCUGACUACCAUUAGGUUCUUACGGAGAAGGGAAACUGGCAAAUGCAGAGCGAAAUCUAUUUCGCUGGAUAUGUGGGUUAGUUCAAGUGGAAGUGUAUUUUUCCGCUCGUCAAUUCCGCCUAUGAAAAUUCCGCGUUUAAUCCGUCAUGUGUGUCAGGUUCCCUUCUCCCUAAGAAACAAAUUCCAGUUCAGUACUAUACAGAUAUAGAAUGUAAGUUUUGACAUAAACAUAGAGAGAAUAUUUUUAAAACAAAGUAAUAAUAGGCGUAGUUACUUACCCGCAUCCGAAACAUUUUUACGUUUCUGAGUUAAUUGAAUUAAUUUAUCCACAUCCAUCAUUCCACUAAUGAAUAACAGGGACGCAUAUAAAGUUAACAAAACCCUAAUAAAAUAACCGAACCUUCAACGACCGAUUCGCUAGCGAAGUGUAUAGUAUAAACCUGCUAUCCUAUGGGUUUCUUCAAUUAAUCCACUGUGCUGAUGUGCACCAAUGGAUUUCGCGGCGGAUUCUAUGUGGACUCCGCCGACGGAAAUUACGCCAUGUGUGGAAUAGGACUUACAAUACAUCCCAGCAAGGAAGUUAUUGUGUUUUAAUUGUUGCAAGUUAGCAAUUUUCUUCUCAAAUGCGAAACUAUUCUCAUUUAGAAAAUUGACUAAAUAUACAUCCACUUUUUUAUAACUACUGAUCUCAGAAGCUUGAAGGUAAUCAAAUAAUUUGUACAGCAUGGGUAUUUCACUUCAUAAUGCAAAUUGUUGCAGAAGUAAAUAUGAUAAUUUUUUUACCUGUUUAAUCAAAAGUUACCGCAUUCAGUAUAGUAUUACAUUAUCUUAUACAUGGUUACCUUCAGUCGACCCGCUAGGAAUGAAAAUUGUGUGUGAAUGCUGAGCUCUUAUGACUUUGAAUGUUUUUUUUUUCCAUCGAAACAUUUCUUUGUAAUUUACUAAGGUCAUUUCGCAAAAUUUUUCGUGUCCUCAUCCAACCAAUUUGUUGAUCAUAGUAUAAAAAAGUUACUGCAUAAUUUUAUUUCGGGAAAUUUUGAUUAAAAAAGUUAACAAAAAAACAUGAUAUAUUUGCACAUCACUUGUUAGUAAAAUACAUCAAUUUAGUUUUAAUUAGGUUGUGAUACUCACUCUUUCCGUUGAGAAAUAAAUUUUUUUUGCAGAAUUUCAUUUAGUACUUUUAUUAUUCGACAUUUAAGCAUAAGCCAUAACAAACAAAUGAGUGAAACAGGCCUUAAUGAAAUUAUCUUAAGGUUUCUAACUG
Molecule: messenger RNA, 4528 nt
Organism: Cylas formicarius (sweet potato weevil)
Lineage: Eukaryota; Metazoa; Arthropoda; Insecta; Coleoptera; Brentidae
Product: putative ankyrin repeat protein RF_0381
Exons: 5
Coding region: 122-1825 (567 amino acids)
Biological process (GO): intracellular signal transduction
Cellular component (GO): nucleus; cytoplasm
Molecular function (GO): protein binding
Source: RefSeq, a predicted model, not a curated record